Messenger RNA from Dryobates pubescens (Downy woodpecker), 2220 nucleotides. RefSeq names its product early growth response 1 (gene EGR1). The transcript is spliced from 2 exons. Bases 190 to 1722 code for a protein of 510 amino acids. Gene Ontology annotation, biological process: regulation of transcription by RNA polymerase II. The record is from RefSeq and is a predicted model, not a curated record. Gene Ontology annotation, molecular function: RNA polymerase II cis-regulatory region sequence-specific DNA binding; DNA-binding transcription factor activity, RNA polymerase II-specific. NCBI's taxonomy places the organism in Eukaryota, Metazoa, Chordata, Aves, Piciformes, Picidae.
CUUCCAGCGGGCAGAGCCGGGGGAGCCCCGGGCGGGCGGGCGGGGAGACGACCACUUUCAGCGGGCAGCGCCGGGGCGACCGCGGCGCAGGGCACGCAGCAGGCGACGGCCGCUUCUCCACAGCCGGCCCGUCCGCCGGGCCUGCGGCGGCAGCGCCACCACCCGUCAGAGCCCGAGCCCGGCGCCCUCAUGGCCGCGGCGAAGGCAGAGAUGCAGCUGCUGCCCCCGCUGCAGAUCUCCGACCCCUUCGGCGCUUUCCCGCACUCGCCCCCCGCCAUGGAUACUCACUAUCCCAAGCUGGAGGAGAUGAUGCUGCUUAGCGGCGGUGGCCCGCAGUUCCUUGCCCCACCCGGGGCGCCCGAGAGCGCGGGCUUCGGCGCCGCCGGGGAGCCCGGGGAGCAGCACUUCGAGCACCUCGCCGCAGACACUUUUCCCGAGAUCUCUCUGAACAACGAGAAAACCCUGCCAGAAACCAGCUACCCCAACCAAACAACGCGACUGCCACCAAUAACAUACACGGGGCGCUUCUCCCUAGAGCCGGCCCCCAACAGUAGCAACACCUUAUGGCCAGAACCCCUUUUCAGCCUCGUCAGUGGGCUGGUGGGCAUGGCUAAUGCACCUCCCACCUCUACGCCUUCUUCAUCAUCGCCAUCCUCUUCUUCGCAGAGCCCCCCUCUGAGCUGUUCUGUCCAAGCCAGUGAGACCAGUCCAAUUUAUUCAGCUGCACCAACUUUUCCCAAUUCCAAUUCUGACAUUUUCCCUGAACCGCAGACCCAGUCCUUUCCCAACCCCUCUGGAGCCCCCAUCCAAUAUCCACCUCCAGCUUAUCCAACUGCUAAAACCAACUUUCAGGUGCCAAUGAUCCCGGAUUACCUGUUUCCUCAGCAACAGGGUGAGCUCAGUCUUGUUCCAGCUGAUCAGAAGCCCUUCCCAGCCCUUGAGACCAGAGCACAGCAGCCUUCCCUCACGCCACUGUCCACUAUUAAAGCGUUUGCUACUCAGACUGGCUCCCAAGAAUUGAAGACUCUCAACACUAACUAUCAGUCCCAGCUGAUCAAGCCCAGCAGGAUGAGGAAAUACCCAAACCGUCCCAGCAAGACCCCUCCUCAUGAGCGACCCUAUGCUUGCCCAGUGGAAUCCUGUGACCGGAGGUUCUCGCGGUCCGAUGAGCUAACGCGGCACAUCCGCAUCCACACGGGACAGAAACCUUUCCAGUGCCGCAUCUGCAUGCGGAAUUUCAGUAGGAGCGACCACUUGACAACGCACAUCCGCACACACACAGGAGAGAAGCCAUUUGCCUGUGACAUUUGUGGCAGAAAGUUUGCCAGAAGUGAUGAGAGGAAGAGACACACUAAAAUCCACCUUAGGCAGAAGGACAAGAAAGUGGAGAAGGCAGCUCCGGUCUCAACCGCUUCCCCAGUUCCUGCCUACUCAUCUUCUGUGACUACAUCAUACCCUUCCUCCAUUGCCACCACUUACCCCUCUCCAGUGCGCACAGUGUAUUCUUCCCCUGCUCCCUCUUCAUAUCCCUCCCCUGCACACACCACAUUCCCAUCUCCUUCUAUAGCAACCACAUACCCAUCUGGCACUGCCACUUUUCAGACCCAAGUGGCCACCUCCUUUUCAUCUCCAGGGGUCACCAACAAUUUCAGCUCACAGGUGACCUCAGCACUUUCAGACAUGACAUCAGCCUUUUCUCCAAGGACAAUUGAGAUAUGCUGAGAUUACCUUCUGGAACAGGAGAAUUCACCUUUUUCAUUGGUGUUAUCAGACAUGGAGUCUCCAACUACUCCCCCGACAUCAUGCGUUGCAAGGCUAUUUAACUUUUCUUUAAACUUCAGCUGCCUGAAACAACUGCCAUUUAAGUUUUCCACCUCUGUCGAAUGACUUAAUUUGCAUGGACUGUGGAUAUAAGUUCAGUAUAUUUUCCCCCCGUAAACAAUAGUCUUUUAUUAGGAAGAAAGGACUUUUGAUUAAGUAUAUAGCUGAUGUAAAUUGUACAUGUGCCAUGGUUUUGCUUUCCUUUAGGUACUAUUGAUGUGACAAAUCUUUGCAUAUCCAUAUUGUAUUAUUUGGAGUUUGCAGGGCCAUAUUUUGUAAAUGUUAAUUCUGUUUCAGUGACAAUGCUACAAUAAGUUUCAAACUUCUUUGGGAACAGCACUUACUGUAUUUGAGCAUGUUAGAGUGAUGCUAUGUAAAUAUCACCUGAUGAGACACUCA